Messenger RNA from Anopheles moucheti, 4974 nucleotides. RefSeq names its product FH1/FH2 domain-containing protein 3 (gene Fhos). Gene Ontology annotation, molecular function: actin filament binding. Gene Ontology annotation, biological process: cortical actin cytoskeleton organization; actin filament network formation. The record is from RefSeq and is a predicted model, not a curated record. Gene Ontology annotation, cellular component: cytoplasm; cytoskeleton. Bases 358 to 4098 code for a protein of 1246 amino acids. The transcript is spliced from 11 exons. Lineage: Eukaryota; Metazoa; Arthropoda; Insecta; Diptera; Culicidae.
CUGGAUGAUGCGGCUCUGCAGGUGUACAAAGAUGGAGACUAUGGAGCGUACCUCGAUCUGGAAUCGUCGCUGGCCGAACAAUCGGAAGACAUUGAAGGUCUUAACUCGAACCGCAAAAAUUCACUGGUCGUCCGUACGCAGCUCAGUGUUCGAGUUCACUCCAUUAUCGAAAAGCUACUUUCCUCCGAAGGUCGCGAACUGCGACGGGUGCUCUUUUCGCUGAAGCAAAUCUUCCAGGAGGACAAGGAUCUGGUGCACGGGUUCGUCGCCCACGGGGGCCUUAACUGUCUGGUGCAGAUUGGCAGUGAGGCGGACCAGAACUACCAGAACUACAUACUGCGUGCCCUCGGUCAGGUGAUGCUGUACGUGGACGGUAUGAACGGUGUGAUGAAGCAUUCGCCCACCAUCCAGUGGCUGUACUCGCUGAUCGCUUCCCGGUACCGGUUGGUGGUGAAGACCGCACUCAAGCUGCUGCUCGUCUUUGUCGAGUACUGCGAGGGCAACUGUUACCUGCUCGUUAGCGCCAUCCGGUUCAUGGAUACGGCCCGGGCAGUUGUCCCGUGGAACAACAUCAUGCGGCUACUCAAAGAUUACGAGAAUGCCGACACCGAACUGUUGAUCUACGCCACGUCACUGAUCAACAAAACCCUCUCGGGGCUGAGCGAUCAGGACAGUUUCUACGACGAGAGUGACUUUCUCGAGCAGCAAGGCAUGGAGGGCAUCAUCCAGCGGUACAUGUCCCGUCCCGGCACGGAUCUCGAUCUGCUUGACCAGCUGCAACUGUACGAGAGUGUACUACGCUUCGAGGACGGCGAGUGCGACGGUAUACGCAUACCGGACAAUACCGUCCGCAAGACACUUCGCUAUCGUUCCACCGGCAACGAUACGACCGAUCGACGGAAAUCGCGCCGCCACAGCACGGGUACCGCUCCACCUCAACCUCCUUCCAUGGCUCCACCUCCCCCACCACCUCCACCACCGCCUCCGCCUUUGCCAGCCUUCCCCAUGUACUCGGCACCACCCAGUGGUCCACCACCUCCACCACCGCCCCCAUUGCCACCGCCGAUAGCACCGGUGCAGCUGUACGGUGGAUUGCAACUGCCCGGACAGCGCCAACAGGACGAGGACAGUUCCAGCUCGGCGCACAGUGGAGAUCAUCUCCCUGGUACCGGCUAUCACGAUCCAUCCCGUGACACUACCGGCGUGACGCCCGGAUUGCGUCGACGUCGGGAACGGGCCGAGCGGCAGAAGAAUUUAAUUCGCGAACAGCAGGAACUCGGCCAAUUCCAGAACGGGUGCAUUCCUACUGCGGAGGACGGAAACAGCCUCAAUAAUGGAUACACUGCGGUGCACUGGAAUGGCGCCCACUACCGAAGAUCCGGCGGACUCACCAACGGUUCGGGCAUUGGAACAUCUACGAACUCCUCGCUGCUCGCACCGCCUACCAUCCACGAAGAAGAUAAGCUUACGUUACGGCUGAACGGUGGUCUAACCUCGUCUGUGAUUUUGCACAAGCAACAACCCUCUAAUCAUACGGAGCACAUAAACGGUAUCGCUCAGACUAAUGGCAACGGGACGGGCAUCAAUGGGUCAUCAUUGCUGGAUAGUGUGGAGUACCGCAAUAGUCGUAACCUGCUGCUCAACAAACAUGCCAGCAGUGGUUCCAAUGGCAUGGCCUCCGACCGUUACAAGGUAGAUCUCAAUGGUAAUAGCGUAAGAAGUGUGCGCGGCUGUACGGAACAGGACGAUGAGAAUAAAAGUCCCAACAUUAAGACCCCGAUGCCCCCGAGCCACUCGAUGAGUGCGUACGGUAAGCAGCUAACAAACGGUAAGGAUUCCUCAGACACGAGCUACCAUCGGCGAUCCGGCACGAAUGCGGGCUACGAACGGACGAAUGGUACCAUGAACGGUAGUCAUAUGGACGUCAAAAGCCAAGAUCUCCCACCGGUUCAAGAAUCGGACAACGAAGAUAAGAAACUGAUCCUCCAACUGAAGAAGGACCAUACGGUCAAAGAUCUGACGCAGAAGCUCAGCUGUUUGCCACUUAGCCCACAGGAAGAGAAACCCCAGAACCCCCGCAUCGGUGACAUGUCCGGACUGAUUUCCAAGGCGAAGGAAGGUUUGGCGAAGAGCAAAAGCAACAAGGACAUCUCGCGAUCGCCCAGCGUGGAUAACGACAUCAAAAAGCUGGCCAACGGUGAAUCGAAGAAGUCCGAAAACGAGCUACACUGGGAAGAGAUCGUGAAGAACAUGACGCGCAAGCUGAGCCUGUGCGAUCUGGACUUUACCGAUCUCACCUCGGACGACGAUAAGGACCUGCUGGCACCGCGUGGCCUUGGUGGAGCGGUACCACCACCUCCACCACCCGGCGGUAUGCUCAUGAACGGAAUGCCACCACCACCGAGCAUGAUGCGUCCGCCACCCACCAACCUAGUGCCACUGCCCGGUCACAUGCUGAACGGUAUGCCCCAACUCAACAGCCUCGACGGGUCGGCUACCAUUAAGAAAAACAAAAAGACUGUGAAACUGUUCUGGAAGGAGGUACGCGACGAUAUGAUUCCAGCGAUCAUUCAACGCACCAUCUGGGACGAGCUGCCGGAAGCGAUUGUCGACACGCAGAAGCUGGAGCAUCUGUUCGAGUCCCGAGCCAAAGAUUUGAUGACAAAGAAGCAACAGGAGCUGAACAAGAACAAGGAAAUCAUCGUCCUGGACCACAAGCGCUCGAACGCGAUCAACAUCGCCAUGACGAAGCUGCCUCCCCCGAGAGCCAUUAAAGCGGCCAUUCUGAAGAUGGACUCGACCGUCGUAACGCGCGAAGGCAUCGACAAGCUGCUGAACAUGCUGCCAUCGGACGAGGAGCGGUGCAAGAUACAGGAGGCGCAGAUGCUCAACCCGGAGCUACCGCUCGGUACGGCCGAACAGUUUCUGCUGACACUGUCGUCGAUUUCGGAGCUGGGCGCCCGGCUGAAGCUGUGGGCAUUCAAGCUGGACUUUGAGAAUAUUGAGAAGGAGAUAGCGGAACCGUUGAACGAUCUGAAGCAGGGCAUCGAGCUGCUCAAGUCCAACCUUACCUUCAAGUGUAUCCUUUCGACGCUGCUGAACAUCGGCAUCUUCCUGAACGGUGCGCCGGUGAAAGGCUUCCAGAUCGACUAUCUGGCGAAGGUGCCGGAGGUGAAGGACACGGUGCACAAACACUCGCUGUUGCACCAUCUCUGCCACAUGGUGAUGGAAUCGCAGGCCAACACCACGGAUCUGUACUCCGAGAUUGGGCCGAUAACGCGCGCCUCCAAGGCGGACUUUAACGAGCUGGCCCACAACAUCGUGUAUCUGGAGACGGAGUGUAAGGCAUCGUGGGACCGGUUGAAGCUGAUCGGCAAACACGAUACGGCACCGCAUCUCAAGCAGAAGCUGAUCGAUUUUUUGGCCGACUGUGCCGAACGGAUUAUCAUUCUGGACAUUGUCCAUCGGCGGGUCUUGAAUAGGUAUCGGAAGUUCCUGCUGUGGCUUGGUGUGCCACAGCUACGCAUCGCCGAAUCGCGCCCGAACGAGUUCUGCCGGAUCGUGUCCGAGUUUGCGCUCGAGUACCGGACGACGCGCGAACGCGUCCAGCAGCAGAUCGAGAAGAAGGCCAACCAUCGAGAGAGAAACAAGACUAGAGGCAAGCUGAUUGUGGACGUUGCCAAAUUCAAAACGCAAGAAGAUCGGGCCGAUGAUGAGCUGCGCACCCUGCUUGGAACACCCACCAAGGGUCCCGGUGGUGAUGAGGUCGAAAUGAGCGGUACCUUAACAUGGCGCCGGCGUCGUGGUGAUGCGACGGCAUCACCGGUAACGCUCAUGAACUCGCACCCAACCGUACCGAGUCCCGGGCACAAUUCCGGCACGGUAAUCGGUGGUCGGGACGAAUUCUUCACCGAUGGCGAUGACGAAAUAUUGGAGUCGCUGGUAAAAACUGCCACCAAAACGGCCACUCCACGACCGAUGCAAAGGGAGCGGAAACGCACGCGCCAGGCCGAUCGGAAAUCAUUACGACGCACGUUGAAGAACGGAUUAUCGGAGGAGGAAAAGCAACAUGUGGCCUCGUUAAUAAAAGGAUAUUGAAUUCGGGCCGCAUCAUCGCACCCGGAGAGACAACGGACGAAGGACAUUCGUGCUCGAGGGGGUUAUACCCGCGUGUAUGUGUGUAGCUCAGUCGGUAAAAGAAAAGAAACAAGCAAUCGGAAUUUUAGGAAUAGAGAAAACCAGUGAGAAAAGCGCCACCCGCGAGCAAAUGAUGUUCCAAGAUCGAUACGCCUCAUCGACCAUUCUGUUCCGCAUGAAAUGACAUCAAUGGGAUGGGAUCAGUGCGAACGACUCUGUCGCUGCUUCACGAGCCACGAAAUAGAUUAUUUUACAUCACUACCAAAAGGGAAUCCGCCAGCAAACGGAAAGCUUUCACCAUUGCAUACUUUCCAGGCGCUAAAGAAAAAAAAACCGACCGAAUCAAAGAUAGAGUAUAGGGAAUGGUUGGCCUUUGGCAGUGCAUAUCGGGCGUUUGUGUAGAGCGAAACGAGGAUAUCGUAUUAAAACUAAUUUCAAACCAAACCGACCGUUUGCUGCAUCGCCAAUGUGAUACAAGAAAUGGGUUAAAAGAUAAGAUUUUAACGAACAAAAAAGACUCAAUCCUUAUGAAAAUCAAAGAUUCAUUGGGAAAAAAGCAAUGCGUGCGUCGAAAGGCAAGGACCAACCAAACAGCAAACGGCAGCAAGUGGUUGCAGUGUACAGAAGACCGAAGCAAAUUUAGCAACAUUAAUUUACUUAGCAAUCACAUACAACAAUUAACAUUCAAUGGAAAGAGUAAAACGACAGCAGAUCGACACCAGUGGAGGGUAAAUGUGCUGGACAAAAGUUUAUGCAUUACACAAUAGUCCAUUUCAAAAAGCAAACACAACGUCCGCAUUAAUGAACGACACAUAUAAGAACUAUUAAUAAAUUAUA